AUGACCGACACGGUCCAACCACAGCUGGAGACAGCCCAGUCUCAUGUCGAUGAGAAGCUCGCUCAGCCUCAGCUAGAGGAACUCCUCCUCGCCCAGAAGGCCACGGAUGGAGAGCACAACAUGGGCCUCAUCCAGGCUGUCAAGACAUACCCCAAGGCUGUGGCGUGGUCCAUGGCCAUCUCAUUUGCCGUGGUCAUGGAAGGGUUUGACGUCAUCCUACUCUCCUCGUUCUAUGCCUACCCUUCCUUUGUCAAGCGGUUUGGCGUGCUGGCACCCAACGGAACGUACCAGAUCCCAGCCCACUGGCAAGUCGCUCUCGGCAACUCCGCCGGGGUGGGCGGCAUCAUUGGUCUCAUCGUAAGCUGCCUCUACUUUUACUCCAAGCUCACGCUCCAGCUCAACGGGUUCAUUGCAGAGCGUAUCGGAUACAAAAAGACGAUGAUUGGCGGCCUAGUCUACAUGCUGGGUGUCAUCUUCCUCUUCUUCUUUGCAAAGAACCUCGAGAUGCUCCUCGCCGCCGAGAUCCUGUGCGGGAUUCCCUGGGGUAUCUUUCAGACCCUUACGACCUCGUACGCCUCCGAGGUGGUCCCCGUCGCUCUGCGCGGGUACCUCACGACGUGGGUUAACGCGUGCUGGGGCAUUGGCCAGCUCAUUUCCCUUGCCAUGCUCCGUGGUCUCCUGCAGCGCGACGACGACUGGGGGUGGCGUAUUCCCUACGCUCUGCAAUGGUUUUGGCCAAUCCCUUUGCUUGUUAUUGCCUUUCUCGCUCCCGAGUCGCCCUGGUGGCUCACCCGUAAGGGGAGGUUGGAGGACGCUCGUCGUUCUCUCGAGCGCCUUACCAGCCCCAACCAACAUGCCGACCUGGACGCCGUUGUGGCCAUGAUGCACCACACUGUCCAACUCGAGCGCGAGACAACUGCUGGCGCCACCUACCUUGACUGUUUCCGCGGCGUCAACCUCCGCAGAACCGAACUCACUUGCAUGUCCUGGCUGGUGCAGUCGUACUGCGGCUCGGCGUUCAUGGGCUACAGCACCUACUUUCUCCAGCAGGCCGGUCUCUCCACCUCGACGUCGUUUACCUUUUCAAUGGUCCAGUACGCCAUCAACACCUUUGGCGUUUUCAUUGCAUGGUUCAUCAUGGCUGCUGGCGUCGGCCGUCGCUCGCUCUACCUCUACGGCUGCGUUUGGAUGUUUUGUGUCUUGAUCAUCAUUGGUGGUGUCUCAACUAUCCACUCCAACGGCGCGUCCUGGGCUGUGGGGAUCAUGCUCCUCAUCUGGUCGGUCGCGUACCAGUUCACCGUUGGCACAGUGUGCUACUCGCUCGUGACCGAGUUUGCGUCCCGCCACCUCGCUAUCAAGACCAUCAGCCUCGGUCGUGGCAUGUACUGUGUGGCGGGAAUUGUCAAUGGAAGCUUUAUGCCGUACAUGCUCAACCCCACGGCCUGGAACUGGGGUGGCAAGACUGCCUUCUUCUGGGCUGGCUUUUGCCUCAUCUGCAUCGUGUGGAUCUACUUCCGCCUUCCCGAGCCCCAGGGAUACACCUAUGCGGAGAUUAGCUAUCAGUUUGAGCACCACGUUUCCGCGCGCAAGUUCCACAAGGUCAAGCCCAACCUCUUUGAGAACAACGAGGCCAUGGCGGCGGCCGCAAUGGAAAAGGAUGUGGCUGAGGUGCAGCACAUUGACAGGGUCUGA
Messenger RNA from Apiotrichum porosum, 1692 nucleotides. RefSeq lists its product as uncharacterized. The record is from RefSeq and is a predicted model, not a curated record. Gene Ontology annotation, molecular function: carbohydrate:proton symporter activity. Gene Ontology annotation, biological process: carbohydrate transport; transmembrane transport. Gene Ontology annotation, cellular component: membrane. NCBI's taxonomy places the organism in Eukaryota, Fungi, Basidiomycota, Tremellomycetes, Trichosporonales, Trichosporonaceae. Bases 1 to 1692 code for a protein of 563 amino acids. The transcript has 4 exons.